Molecule: messenger RNA, 3217 nt
Organism: Melopsittacus undulatus (budgerigar)
Lineage: Eukaryota; Metazoa; Chordata; Aves; Psittaciformes; Psittaculidae
Gene: SH2D3C
Product: SH2 domain containing 3C
Exons: 12
Coding region: 12-2768 (918 amino acids)
Biological process (GO): small GTPase-mediated signal transduction; positive regulation of peptidyl-serine phosphorylation
Molecular function (GO): guanyl-nucleotide exchange factor activity; phosphotyrosine residue binding
Source: RefSeq, a predicted model, not a curated record
GCGGCGCAGCCAUGGCCGAGGGGCAGAAACGAGCGGGCUUCAGGAAGUUCAAGUUCUUCAAGUUCAAAGGCUUUGGGAGCCUGAGCAGCAUCCCCCGGUCCUUCACCCUCCGGCGUGUGUCCGUAGCCCCCAGGGCUGCUGAGAGCCUGGGGCCGUGUCUCCCUCCUUCCCAUGGCUUCCUGGAGGAGCCCUUUGACAGCACCCAGGAUGAUCUCAACACCAUGCCCAAGAGCCCCGGCCCCUAUGCCCGCUCAUCGGACAUGUACAGCCACAUGGGCACCAUGCCCAGGCUCAACCUGGGCAAGGCAGGGAAGAGCCAGGGCAAAGCCAAGAGUAGCCAGAGCUGCCGGGAUAAUGGGAUUGCCAGUAACAAGCCCCCGCUCGCCUGCUCCAAGAUGUCCAUCACCCCUGAUCCGGGCACAGAUUCACCCUCAGCCGCUGGGCAAACAGAGCAGGAAGAGGAAGAGGCUCAGCCUAUGGACACUCCAGUGCUGACCAGGAUGGACCAGGAGCCUGCAGGGAGCAUCUCCUGCCCCAGGAUGGAGGCACCGAGCCUGGAUCCAAAUCCCAGCCAAACCCUGACCCCUGAUACAGCAGCAGGAUUGGGGACCACUGAUGGGGAUCAAAAGGGGCAAGAGCAUCCCAGCGAGAUCUCCUCAGACAGCCACCACGAUGGCCUGGAGUCCGGCAGCGAAUACGUGAAGUUCUCCAAGGAGAAAUACAUCCUCGAUUCCUCACCGGAGAAGCUUCACAAGGAGCUGGAAGAGGAGCUGAAGCUGAGCAGCACUGACCUGCGCAGCCACGCUUGGUACCACGGCCGCAUCCCACGGGAGGUGUCAGAGAGCCUGGUGCAGAGGAACGGUGACUUCCUCAUCCGGGACUCCCUCACCAGCCUGGGUGACUAUGUGCUGACGUGCCGCUGGCGCAAUGAGCCCCUCCACUUCAAGAUCAACAAGGCGACGGCGAAGCCUGGCGAGGGCCAUGCCCGUGUCCAGUACCUCUUCGAGCAGGAGAGCUUUGACAACGUGCCCGCCCUCGUCCGCUUCUACGUGGGCAACCGCAAAGCCAUCUCGGAGCAGAGCGGGGCCAUCAUCUACUGCCCCAUCAACCGCACCUUCCCCCUGCGCUACCUGGAAGCCAGCUAUGGGCUGGGCAAUGGGAAGCAUGGGGGAGCCCACAGCCCCGCCACGCAGAAAGGGGGGCACAUCAAGAGGAGAAGCAUCACCAUGACUGAUGGACUGACAGCAGACAAGAUCACCAGAGCUGAGGGGUGCCCGAGCAGCGUGUCCCUGCCCCACCACAGAGACAUCAUUCGCAACUGCGCCGUCAGUGUGGACCAGAUCCAAGACCUGCACUCCCCGAUGUCCCCCAUCUCUGAGAACCCAGCAUCACCUGCCUACAGCACAGUUACCCGGCUAAAGCCCCACGCCUGCCAAGCAGCUGGAGUUGCCCCAACCUCUCCAGUCAUAAGAAGGUCCAGUGAGCCCCAGCUGUGCCAGGGGAGCAGCAGCAAAGCCCUGCCAGACCCUGCCCACAGCUCCCACUCGACUCCGUGCCAUGGCUAUGCCCGUGCCUCCCCUUCUCCCUCUGUGAACAGCUACAGCGAGCCGGACACGGGGCACUACUGCCAGCUCCAUCCCACCUCACCCAUGAGCAGGGACCGGCCGGCUCACGACACCAAGCAGCUCCCAACAAAGAGCUAUGUGGAGAGGCUAAAGGUGGAGGAAGGACACAGAGGGACUAUAGAGAACGGCUCCAGGGAAGCAGAGGCGGUGCAGAGGCUGAAGGGAGAGCUGGACUAUGUGGGCUUUGUGCCCCCCACCAUGGAAACAACCUCCUCCUUCAACCCUGCAGCCUUCCAGUCGCUGCUUAUCCCUAUGGAGAACAAGCCUCUGGAGAUGGCUGUGCUCAAGAAGGUCAAAGAGCUGCUGGCAGAGGUGGAUGUGAAGACGUUGGCCAAACACAUCACCAAAGUGGACUGCCUGGUCGCACGGAUACUGGGGGUGACAGCGGAGAUGCAGCGGAUGAUGGGGGUGAGCUCCGGCAUGGAGCUGCUCACCCUGCCCCACGGCCACCAGCUCCGUCUUGACCUGCUGGAACGGUUUCACACCAUGUCCAUCAUGAUCGCCGUGGACAUCCUGGGCUGCACGGGCAGCACGGAGGAGCGGGCAGCCCUGCUCCACAAAACCAUCCAGCUGGCGGCCGAGCUCAAGAGCACCAUGGGGAACAUGUUCAGCUUCGCGGCUGUGAUGAGCGCCCUGGAAAUGACACAGAUCUCCCGGCUGGAGCAGACCUGGAUGGUGCUGCGGCAGCGGCACACGGAGGGCGCGAUCCUCUACGAGAAGAAGCUGAAGCCAUUCCUGAAGAGCCUGAAUGAAGGGAAAGAAGGGCCGCCGCUGACCAACACCACCUUUCCCCACAUCGUGCCCCUCAUGACGCUCCUGGAGCGGGAUGAGGCUCUCACGGACAACCCCGAGCCCUGGGAGGCCAGCGACAGUGGCGUGGAGGUGGUCAUGGCUCACCUGGAGGCAGCGCGGAUGGUGGCUCACCACGGUGGGCUCUACCACACCAACGCGGAGGUGAAGCUGCAGGGUUUCCAGGGCAGAGCGGAGCUGCUGGAGAUUUUCAGCACCGAGUUCCAGCUGCGGCUGCUGUGGGGCAGCCGUGGGGCUGAGAGCAGCCAGGCCGAACGCUAUGAGAAGUUUGACAAGGUCCUCACUGCCCUGUCCCACAAGCUGGAGCCGGCUGUGCGCUUCAGUGAGCUGUGACCCCCAGCUCCCAGCCUGGUCUAUGGGGCGAGGGAUGGGGCCAGGAAUGUGACACAAGGAGAGAUGGCCUGGAAAGGCACUGGGGCACUGGCCAGCAAUACUGAAGCACAGAGAAGGAAAAGGAGGCACCUUCCAUCUCCCAUCCACCUCCUCAGGAUGUGACAAGGGAUGAGGACAGUGUGCAGGCCCCCAUCCAGCCCCAAUGAGGUCUGUGACUACCCCACGCUCCUCACCUCGCCCUUUGGUUUCAUUUCUUUCCAUCCCCAUCCACCCAGAGCCACUGGAUCCCACCUGUAAAUACACUGUGGUCGCUCCGUGCUGUACAGACUCGUGAAGGACAGCUCUCGUUGUACAUAGUCAGGCUCACCCGUUGUCCUGUAAAUACCUGUACAUACCCCAUGGGUUCGGUUCUUACAUACAAUAAACUUUUACGCUGUUCCCCACGGGGA